Molecule: messenger RNA, 686 nt
Organism: Rhopilema esculentum
Lineage: Eukaryota; Metazoa; Cnidaria; Scyphozoa; Rhizostomeae; Rhizostomatidae
Source: RefSeq, a predicted model, not a curated record
AUUUGGCUUGGCACUAUAUCAAGAUUUAUUACUUCUAGGAUCAUCAGUAAUCUGUAAAUUUUUUGUGCUUUUGUCACUAACUUGAACUCUGGUUAUUUUGGUCGUUAACAGCUGGACUAUUAAGAAUGGAAUUAAUCAAACGCAACAAAACUGCAAUGCUGAUUGGCUGCAACGCAAAUGCUAUCAAAUCAUUCGAGGAUGAUGUUGAAGCAGACGACGACUUUGACGCAGCAUCUGUUGACGUGAAAGAGCGCGUGAAGAGAAGCCCGUGGGGGAACAUUUGGCGUCACAUGGCAAAGGGUGCAUCGGUGGCAGCUAAGAACGUGGCAAAAUCAAGUGCAAUUGCAGCUCGAAACAUUGCAAAAGCUGCUUCAAGUGCGGAUGCAGCAAUUUUGAAGGCAAAACAACAGGCAGAGGAGAACAACGAAAACGCUAGAAGAAGAUACUGUGAGUACUGCCAAGACAGUCAAGAUUACACAGUAUGCGAUAAAUACAACAAUCUCUGUUAGGAACAUUUGCCUAAGAACAUUAUCUUAAAGACGUUAUUAAUAUACCAACAAUAUAUUUCUAUGAAAUCAUUAAAAUAUGUAGAAAUUAUAUAGAAAAUAGAGAAAGUGCGUAGUACUGUCAAACAAUAAUAUUGUUUUUUUUUCAUGUAAUAAUCUAUACGAGGAAGGCAAAGGUAA